This is a messenger RNA of Cucurbita pepo subsp. pepo (vegetable marrow), 2294 nucleotides long. Its product is annotated as phosphoglucomutase, chloroplastic. Lineage: Eukaryota; Viridiplantae; Streptophyta; Magnoliopsida; Cucurbitales; Cucurbitaceae. Gene Ontology annotation, cellular component: cytosol. Gene Ontology annotation, molecular function: magnesium ion binding; phosphoglucomutase activity. Gene Ontology annotation, biological process: carbohydrate metabolic process. The record is from RefSeq and is a predicted model, not a curated record.
UGGCGGGCACGGAUCUGUGUUCAAGUCCCCAAGUCCCGAACUGUGUUCUUUUGCGCUUCACGGACCCAGCUGGGUGAGAUCCAAAGAUCUUCUCUGAACGGUUCUUCUUCUUCCUAACUGGAUUGAUCGAUUCGCAUUUUCUUCAUCAUCGUCGUCAAUGGCUUCUUCCUCUCUGCGGCUCCACAAUCUUCUCUCUUCCCCGCUCAGACAGCGAUCAUCAUCAUUACCACUUUCUUCCAAUGGAGCUUCCUUUCGAGCAAUUCCUUCUUCUACAGCUUUCAUUUCGUCUCCACUUCUGCUCUCUUCUCCUCUACUGCCUCCUCGAAUUGCUUCUCACUCAGUCGUCGUUAAGGCGUCUUCGCCUUCUUCCUCUUCCUCUUCUCCUGCAACUGUUGCAGAGUCUCAAGGAAUCAAGAUUGAUUUGAUUCCGACUCAGCCGAUUGAAGGCCAGAAAACUGGAACUAGUGGUCUCCGGAAGAAGGUGAAAAUAUUUAAGCAGGAAAAUUACCUUGCAAAUUGGAUCCAGGCAUUGUUCAAUUCCUUGCCACCAGAGGAUUACAAAAAUGGGCUGUUGGUUUUAGGAGGCGAUGGUCGUUAUUUUAAUAAAGAAGCUGCACAGAUUAUCAUGAAAAUUGCUGCAGGAAAUGGUGUUGGGAAAAUAUUGGUUGGACAGGAAGGUAUUUUGUCCACACCAGCUGUCUCUGCUGUAAUACGAAAGAGGAAGGCCAACGGAGGAUUUAUAAUGAGUGCAAGUCACAAUCCAGGUGGUCCUGAAUAUGACUGGGGUAUUAAGUUUAAUUAUAGCAGUGGGCAGCCUGCACCUGAAUCAAUUACAGACAAAAUAUAUGGAAACACUCUUUCUAUCUCUGAAAUAAAAUUCGCUGAUAUUCCUGAUGUUGACCUCUCUCGCAUUGGAGAAAUCAAGUAUGGGAACUUCAGUGUUGAAGUUGUAGAUCCUGUUUCUGACUAUUUGGAGCUGCUGGAGAAUGUAUUUGAUUUUCCACUCAUAAAAAGUCUGCUUUCACGUUCAGAUUUCAGGUUUGUAUUUGAUGCCAUGCAUGCAGUAACUGGUGCUUAUGCAAAACCAAUUUUUGUGGACAAGUUAGGAGCGAGUCUGGACUCAAUUUCCAAUGGAGUGCCUUUAGAAGAUUUUGGGCAUGGACAUCCAGAUCCUAAUCUUACGUAUGCUAAGGAUCUGGUCGACCUUUUGUUCAGUGAAGACGGACCUGAUUUUGGAGCUGCUAGUGAUGGAGAUGGUGAUAGAAACAUGAUAUUGGGUAGGGGUUUUUUUGUUACUCCUUCAGAUUCUGUUGCAAUUAUUGCAGCUUAUGCACAGGAGGCGAUUCCAUAUUUCAAGAAUGGUCCUAAGGGGCUAGCUCGUUCGAUGCCAACAAGUGGAGCACUUGAUCGUGUAGCUGAAAAGCUCAAUCUGCCAUUUUUCGAGGUUCCUACUGGCUGGAAAUUCUUUGGUAACCUUAUGGAUGCUGGGAAAUUGUCAAUAUGCGGGGAGGAGAGUUUCGGAACAGGUUCCGAUCAUAUCCGUGAGAAGGAUGGCAUAUGGGCUGUGCUGGCUUGGCUUUCUAUAAUUGCAUUCCGCAACAAAGACAAGAAAGUUGGGGAGAAGUUGACCUCAGUGUCAGAUGUUGUGAAGGAACAUUGGGCUAUUUAUGGAAGGAACUUCUUUUCAAGAUAUGACUAUGAAGAAUGUGAGUCGGAAGGUGCUAAUAAGAUGAUGAGUCACCUUGGAGAUCUCGUCAGUAAAAGCAAGUCUGGUGACAAGUAUGGAAGUUAUGUCCUCCAAUUUGCAGAUGACUUUUCGUAUACUGACCCUGUUGAUGGAAGUGUGGCAUCAAAACAAGGUGUUCGUUUUGUUUUUUCAGAUGGAUCAAGGAUAAUAUACCGUUUAUCUGGAACUGGUUCAGCAGGGGCUACUGUAAGAAUAUACAUUGAGCAGUUUGAACCGGACACUUCUAAACAUGAUGUGGAUGCCCAAACAUCUCUAAAACCAUUAAUAGAUUUGGCAUUAUCUUUGUCCAAGCUGGAGGAGUUCACUGGGAGGGAGAAACCGACAGUCAUCACCUAAGAGAACAAGCUCAUAAUCUAUAGACUGGCUCAGGCUCCACUAGAUGGAGGUCGGCUCUUCCAUCCCUUGCCCAGCCUAGGGCCAUGCUUGCUUAUAUUUAAAUUUUGGUCGAUUUUAGUAAAUUUAUCUCUGCAGAAUAAGUAGCUUACUCAUGUAAAAUUUGACAGAACAUCAACAUUUGAAAUAAAUAAUAUUUUCAAUUUUCACAAUC